Molecule: messenger RNA, 216 nt
Organism: Laccaria bicolor S238N-H82
Lineage: Eukaryota; Fungi; Basidiomycota; Agaricomycetes; Agaricales; Hydnangiaceae
Exons: 1
Coding region: 1-216 (71 amino acids)
Source: RefSeq, a predicted model, not a curated record
AUGCAAACUUCAUGGUUUCUGUUGUUGCAGCAGGCUAUGACAACGCUUGGGUGCAUAAGUAAUCUUCUCUUCCAUCACAUUAUAAGUACGAAGAUAGUCCUCAUAUGUUUUAUGAAGCUACCUAUCGCUAAUACAUCGCGGUGGCCUUCACCUGGUUUCAAGAUCUUCUAUAGCACAACUCAGCAACAAUUAUACUUGAGAUCCGUUCGCUACUAG